UUUAUACAGAUAUAUCUAUAUGUGAAUAACUUAACCAGGUUUGCUUUGCGCAUUAUCACAGAGCAGUUCACAUAGUACUAGCAUUGAAAAUUCAAAUUGCGUUUUAAAUUAAAAUUAUAUUAUAUUUAUAUUUAAAUAAAAAGAAAUAAAGGAAUUUUUAUUAAUUCUACGAUGAUGUAAGAAAAGUCAGUGCAAUAUGAAUUAUUCAUGAUAAAUAUAAAAUUAUAUUCACGUAUUUUUAAUUAAUAAAAUUGCUUGAUUACUUAAUCUGAUUUAACUAAUACUUAAGCAAAAAUAAUUCCUUUUGUCUUAUAAUUAAAAUAAUUUUGUUUUGUCUAAACAAUAAAAGUAAUUCAUCACUUGAUGAACCGCUAACUGAAUAUAACAAUUACAUAUGAUUCUUCUCUUUUUUGGAAAUAAAAUAAAAAUAUAGUAGAAAAAAAAUAUUUAAAAAAAAAAAACAAUAACUGGCAGUUGUGUUGCUCCAUGCCUUAAAUCUAAACUUAAUAAGUUUUAAGUAGAUGCUAAAGAUUUGUCAUUUUUCUGUUAAGUUCUCUAUCUUAAAUAAAAUUACUAAUUUGUGUGUGUGCGUGUGUAUAAAAUGUAAAAAUUAUGAAUUUAUAAAAUAAAAAAUAUCUAAAUCUCUUUCUAGACGAAAAGUUAAUUAACAAAUAUUGCAAUUAAGCUAUCACGAGUAAACAACAAAGCUUUCGCAUCAACAUGAUGUGCAUAUUAUUUCGUCCACCGAAACGAUAAAUUGGGUGAAGAAACGCGCAGUUUGUAAUUGCGUUAACCGCCAGCCUCGCGGCUGCCGCAGAUGAUAAGUGGCCGCUUCCUAUUUCAUUUCAAAUGCAAAGUUCCACCUAUAAAAGCAUGCCACGCGGUUUAGUCGAAGAAACGCUCACGGCAGUGCGCUCCUUCGCCGACGUCGGUACAACGACUGCGGGUUGCAAAGUGUGAUUCACGGCAGUGUGAAUUUUAUCCGUAGUGUACUGAUAACAGAGAUAACGACGCGUGAAUAUCAUGUGUACUUCGCUUACAAACUUAUCAGUUACGUAGCGAUUUUAGAAACAGAUUCAUCAUCGUUCAUCAUGGUUCGCGAUCGUAUGCCUGAUUUGCAUGCCAGACGAAAUAACAGCAGUACCUUUGGCAAAGGGUUCCUGCAGGAAGUGCACCUUCAAAUAGCCCAUAAUAAGAAACUGAAGGAACUGCUCGACGAAGCCGAGGAAGUGCGCGUUCUGAUCAAUCUCAUAGCCGAAAACGUUUCCAUCGUAAAGGAAUUGCACAACAAUGUUCUGUCGCACACGAACAAAGACAUACAAAGGGAGCUGGAGACUCGCACGUGCACGAUCUCGCAGACGGCUUUUCGCGUGCAACGAAUGUUACGAGACAUAGGAAAGGAUAUCGCUUCUAUUGAAGACUUGACUGUAGCUGACACACAAGAUGGAUCUGCAUAUACGAGAAUUAAGAUUUUGCAAUAUACAACCAUGUUUCAACUGUUUUCUGAGAUUAUGCAGGAUUACAAUGAAUCAUUAUUAAGAUAUCAUGAUAAGUGUUUAUUGCUGCUGCAGCAGCAACGUUCACUAUUAAGGCGUGAAGUUACCAGUCAGGAGCUAUCAGACAUGCUUGAUGCUCAAGAAACCAGCUUGUUUGUCGACAAUAUUUUAGAAGACAGCAAAAUAGCGAGACGACAAUUAUCAGAUAUACAAAGUAGACACGAUGAUGUCCUGAAGUUGGAAAAAUCUCUCAUAGAAGUCAGAGACAUAUUCGCGGAAAUGGCAUUUUUAAUCGACAAACAAGGGGAACAAAUUAAUAAUAUAGAAUACUUUGCCACUAAAACAACGGACAACGUCGACGGCGGGCGUGUUCAACUAAAAAAAAGAGAAAAAAAGAGUCACAGAUAUAGAAAGAGGAAAAUCAAGAUCGGUAUCAUCUUAAGCGUGAUAAUAAUAAUAUUUCUUUUAUUUAUUGCUGUGUCAUUUUAAACACUAUAGUGUCUGAUAAAGACAAAAAUCGUAGAAGUCUCGUAUAAAAAUAGCGUAUUGUGAUAUUUCAACGUUACAAACAUGAAUAAAUUUUCUAAUAUAAACUUA
Messenger RNA from Linepithema humile (Argentine ant), 2093 nucleotides. Its product is annotated as syntaxin-1A-like. Gene Ontology annotation, biological process: intracellular protein transport; exocytosis; synaptic vesicle fusion to presynaptic active zone membrane. Gene Ontology annotation, molecular function: SNARE binding; SNAP receptor activity. Gene Ontology annotation, cellular component: plasma membrane; SNARE complex; endomembrane system. NCBI's taxonomy places the organism in Eukaryota, Metazoa, Arthropoda, Insecta, Hymenoptera, Formicidae. The record is from RefSeq and is a predicted model, not a curated record.